Messenger RNA from Fusarium verticillioides 7600, 990 nucleotides. RefSeq lists its product as hypothetical. The coding region runs from base 1 to 990 and encodes 329 amino acids. NCBI's taxonomy places the organism in Eukaryota, Fungi, Ascomycota, Sordariomycetes, Hypocreales, Nectriaceae. The transcript has a single exon. The record is from RefSeq and is a predicted model, not a curated record.
AUGGAGUCGCCAUCAGACAUCGUCCUCUCGACACCCGGGUACUACGGGCCCGGGUCCAUAGUGGCCUGGUACUGUAUCGCAGCAGCCACAGCUAUAUCCUGGAUAUGGAACCCCGCCAAUCGCUUUCAACCAACCUCGGACUUCAUGGCGGCUAUCUUGUACCCGUUCAUCGCAAUGAUACACUUCGCUAUACAGUUAUGGAACUUCCCCUCCGAUAAGACGCAGUAUCUCAGAGCCAACCUCAUGCAUAUCCUCAUUGGAAAUGGAGACGAGGGCCCUGUCUCUGCCAAAUAUGAUUAUCAGUACAAGAACCAAGUGCUUUUCGACAAGCCAGGUCCCGACAUGUUCGAGGUUUUCCCACGCAUCGUCACUAUCGAUGCUGCUUUGCGAAUCAACGAUAACUGUUUUUUUCUUUACUUGAUCGCGCUUGGAUUUCUCUUAAUUGAGCCAAGGAAAGGCUGGACAGAACAACAGCUCAAGGGUUUCAAUCGCGUUGAAAAAUGCCUUGUUGCUGGCGUUGUACUGCCUUUAAUGAACGGUAUAUUUCUACUCAUUACUUGUGGCGAUUCCCGAGCCUUUUGGAUCCCUUUAGAGUCUACUCUCUUCAGAUUUAUGGCGGUUACCAUGGGCAUGUGCCCAGCUAUGGUGGCAUUCUUCAUAUAUCUGCCACUAGAGACUGGAGAUAUUUCGUUCUCGGGGAUACUGCCCGAAACAAAAUCCAUGAAACACUUUCCUGUGGAGCUCACUGUGAACCUGUUUCAACGGAUCCGUAAAAUUCGGCUGCUACAUUUCGGGCUUGGUAUCCUCUAUCUUGUCUUUAUUGGUAUCUUGACUUGGGGCACAGUGAAAGCCUUAAGAGUGGCAUAUCCAAUUCAGCUGUUUAUUCCAGCCGUCGGUAUUUCGAUUUUUGAGAUGGAGCAAGUAGCGAGCUUGUUUGGGGGUAUGGUCGUCUUGUUUUAUAACAUCCACUCAAUUUACUACCCGCAUUAG